Messenger RNA from Rhopilema esculentum, 10048 nucleotides. RefSeq lists its product as uncharacterized. NCBI's taxonomy places the organism in Eukaryota, Metazoa, Cnidaria, Scyphozoa, Rhizostomeae, Rhizostomatidae. The record is from RefSeq and is a predicted model, not a curated record.
GGCAACGCCCAUUUUUGAUGCGGUCCAUUUUCAAAAAUUUGUCUCUAAUUUCUUAACCAAAUGACAUUUUUGGGUAAAAAUUUCCAGUUUGGGGUAGUUUCAUGCGCAGAUUUUAAGUAUUACAUUAAAAACACAAUCCUAGCUAUCAUUCAUAUUUCAUUGAUUAAAAUAAACUUAAAUACAUCAUAUGCGGAAAUUGAAAAAAUGCAUGUCUUUGUUUUUAUAUAAUGUUGGGUGCGGUCAAUUAACCAUUUUGAAAAUUUACAGAACUGUUGUCCAUAGGUAUAGAUAUAUACUGAAGAAGUUAUGAGAUGGUAAGUUGUCCUGUGUAAGAAAAAGAAGCUUUUAAAGUUAUGAUAUAUUUCUAGGUAUACAGAACAACUUGUAGUCACAACUUGAAUACCCUUCUUCAUCUACAUUGUAUUUCUAUAGCAAUAUAAACGGAUUUAAAUCAACAUAGAUAACUACACUGAAAUUAUAUGUCAUCAAUUCCUCUUUUUGAGAGAGAGAAAAGCCUAUACCUGUAGAAAACAUUUGAUUGAUUUUAUAUAUAUCAUCAAAUGCUAUAAAUGCAUGUAAUAAAUCUGAAUAUUGUAUAUCUUUGCUAGAUUUAUGUCCCCAAAGAGAUCCUUUAUUGAAAAAUUUCCCCUGAUUUCCUUCAGAAGACCUUUUAUUUUGCGUGUUAUAUUUCCUAUACCUUCUCAGAACUGUCCACUAGUAGUUUCCCUGUAACUUAUAAAAUCAUUUGUAUCCUGUAACUGUUGAAAUCAUUUGCUUCUUGUUUUUGGCUUCUUUUCUUAGAUAAUAAAAAUUUACACAUUCAUGCAAAUAUCAAAAUACAGUUGUUAUGAGGUCAUUCUCUAACUAACCACAAAACAAAAUGUAUUUUGAUGAUUAUUGAAGGGUAAAUAUUGGUCAACAGCUUGGCAGACAUUGCUGGGGUACCAUAAAAGCCAGACUCCAAUACCCAGGACCUUUAGACACUAACAACAAAAAGGACCCUCAAUACCAAAGGUCUUCAACUUCCAUAUAAUAGUAGUUGAUCACAGUUGGUUGUCAGCAUCCUACAAUCCCGAUUUAAUCUGUUAUAAGUCAUUUAUCAAUCUAGAUCCUUUUGUUGUUGGUCCUCAAGGGUCCUGUAACAAAGGAUCUAGAGUCUGGUUUUUACGGUAUGCAGACAGGAAUGAUUUGUAGUGUAUGAUGUUAAUGUGAUGACAUAUAUUGUGGAGGUGCUUCCAAUAUCAACCCAUGUGAUGUGAUGUAAGGCAUGAUGAGGUAAUAUUUAUUUUGAGACAUGUGUACUUAUGGGCAGAUUUAUCAGUUAGGAGUCAGUUUUGGUUUAGGUUGCAGGUGAGAGCACAAUUUAAGAAAAUAAGUAUGUCGGUUGAAAUUUUGGAGAGCUGUUCUCUUGGUAAUCUGUUAGGGGAGGUAUGUCACAAACUAAGUUAUUCAAAGACGUCUGGUUUAAAAUUGCUUGCAGAAUUAAGCAGUGACGAGAAAUAUCUUGUAAUAUGGAGAACAGGCUUAGAAGACAGUAUAGGUAGCACAAUAUGUUAUCAUCACGAGCACACAGUUCUUAAGAGGUAUGCAAGUACAAAAACAAAAUGUUGCAAUCCGUUCAAAAAAGAAAAACACACUGCCAGAGGCUCCUUGAGAGAGAUUAGCUUAGAAACUGCAAAAGAAAUGAAAAUUUUAGGAAUCAAUGUUACUCCUGGAGACAAAUUAUGUCCUGCAUGCAGGAUCGAAACUGACAAGCACAAAGAGUACCUCCCUACAGGCUCAUAUUCUUCCAGUGAAGUAGAUCACGAUGAUAUCAAUGAGCAAAUGGAAUUGGAAAUAAGUGUUGAAGACAGUAGAGAAUUUCUGAGCUCUACUCUUAAUGAAGCAGAGGUAAGUCCAUUGAAGUUACAUGCUAUUGGAGGGCAUUCUAGAACCAGUUAUGGCAAAAGGAAAAUGUUACAGGUUCAAAGCAAAUUUCAAGAAAAACAGUCACAAGUUCAAGAAAGCAUAGCAUAUGUUUUAGAUGUGAAUCCAAAGGAGUUGGAAAACAGUGAAUCAGCUAUAAUUUCCAAGGAAAUCGAACAAAAAGCCAACGAUUUAGAUAUCAUGGUAGAUCUGAUGAAGGAGAAAAUUAAAGUAUCAUCUCGGAAAGUCAAGAUACAGAUUUUAACGAUGACACCUUUCUCAUGGACAGUAAGAAAAACUGCUAACUUCUUUGGAGUCUCAAACUACAUGGUCCGACAAGCAUUCAAACUGCGUAAAGAGCAUGGUAUCUUCGCAAGCCCAGAGCAUAAGAAAGGACAAGCAUUAUCAGAUGAUGUUGUGCUCCUUGUUACAGAUUACUAUUGUGAUGAUGAGAAUAGCAGGGUACUUCCAGGGAAAAAGGAUUAUGUUAGCAUUGGAAGGAAUCAACAUAUGCAGAAGAGGUUAAUCCUUUCGAAUCUAAAGGAGCUCUAUUCAUCAUUUAAAAAGCAAUUCAAUGAUAUCAAAAUUGGCUUUUCUAAAUUUUGCAUGCUCAGGCCAAAAUGGUGUGUAACUGUUGGGGCUUCUGGUACACAUUCUGUUUGUGUCUGCACUUCCCAUCAGAAUAUUACGUUGGCUCUCAAUGCAAUAAAGCUAGACAAGGAUUACCAUCACCUGUUAGAAUUGAUUGUUUGUAGCAGAGAUAAGAAAGAGUGUAUGAUCCAUCGUUGCCCUAACUGCCCUGGGAUUGAACCCCUGAAGAACUACCUUAGAGAACAACUGAAUGCGAGACCCAGCGACCAAGACGAAACAAGUGCAGAUGCAAAUGAAGUAGAUAAUACCUUCACCGAGGAAGAGGAUUACAGUAUAACAUUCAAUCAAUGGACUAGCACAGACAGGGCAGAGCUGAUUAAACAAACAGCACCACUUUCAGAGUUCAUAGAGCUUGUGGCUGAGAAGUUAGACAAGAUCACUGUUCAUUCGUUCAUAGCUCGGACCCAAGGGAAGUACCUGAAGCAGUGUAAGGAAGACUUGAAAGAAAGUGAAGUCAUUGUCCUUGUUGAUUUUGCUGAAAAUUAUAAGUUUCUUGUACAGGAUGAAAUACAGGGAUAUCACUGGAACAAAUCACAAUGUACCUUACAUCCAGCUGUUGUGUACACAAAGAAGAAUGGUCAGUUGGAGGAUCACUGCAUAUGCUUCAUAUCAGAUGAUCUAAAUCACGAUGUAGAUAUGGUGUACCAAAUUUUAAAAGAAACUUCAAAGCACAUAAUUGAAAGCAUCAAUCCUCAAGUGAAAUCUGUCAAUUACUUCUCUGAUGGAUGUGCUGGCCAAUUCAAAAACUGUAAAAAUUUUCUCAACUUAUGCUUCCAUCAUGCUGAUUUUGGCACUAAUUGCACAUGGUCAUUUUUUGCUACAAGUCAUGGCAAGUCAACAUGUGAUGGUGUUGGGGGCACAGUUAAAAGAAUAACAUCACGAGCAAGUUUGCAACGACCAUUUGAUAACCAAAUUCUAAGUGCAGUUGAAAUGUUUAAGUUCUGCAAAGAGGAAAUCAAAGGAAUCAACUUCAAAUUCAUACCAAAGGAAACAAUGGAAGUAACAAGGGCAACCCUCAAGACAAGAUUUUUGAAUGCAAAGACAGUACCUGGUACUAGGAGCUACCAUCAUUUUGUUCCCUUGUCCAGUUCGUGCAUUGGUGCAAAAAGAACGUCAAUUGAUGAAAAAUAUGCCUUAAAAUUUGAUUUUGCAUUGGAAGUAGAGCAAAUUCGCACUAGCUUCUCGCUAAAUUCUUUUACAAUUUGUCUGUAUGACAAGGAAUACUGGAUCGGGCUGGUAGAGGAAAUUGAUUCAGCUCAAAAAGACAUCAAAGUAAAGUUUAUGCAUCCGAAAUGCCCAGCAAGGUCGUAUUUCUGGCCAAUGAGGGAUGAUGUAUGUUGGGUGCCAGAGGAAGACAUACUUUCUACAAUUAAUGCCCCAACAACAGCAACUGGAAGGCAGUACAAACUACUUGCAGCUGAUGAGGAGAUCUUUAUUAAAAUAUUAUGAAAUACCAUUGAUAAGGACAUAAUUCGUAGAGCAAAAUUAAAAUGGAUUCUAUUACCUGUCUUAUUUUCUUGAUAAGCUUGAUUAUCAAGAAAACAUUUUGAAGCAAAAUAACAUCUAGAUCCAUUUAUAUUGCUAUAACUAUACAAUGUAGAGAAGAAGGGUAUUCAAGUUGUGACUACAAGUUGUUCUGUAUACCUAGAAAUAUAUCAUAACUUUAAAAGCUUCUUUUUCUUACACAGGACAACUUACCAUCUCAUAACUUCUUCAGUAUAUAUCUAUACCUAUGGACAACAGUUCUGUAAAUUUUCAAAAUGGUUAAUUGACCGCACCCAACAUUAUAUAAAAACAAAGACAUGCAUUUUGUCAAUUUCCGCAUAUGAUGUAUUUAAGUUUAUUUUAAUCAAUGAAAUAUGAAUGAUAGCUAGGAUUGUGUUUUUAAUGUAAUACUUAAAAUCUGCGCAUGAAACUACCCCAAACUGGAAAUUUUUACCCAAAAAUGUCAUUUGGUUAAGAAAUUAGAGACAAAUUUUUGAAAAUGGACCGCAUCAAAAAUGGGCGUUGUCACCAUUCUUAAGGGCGUAAACGAUCAUGAAUCAAAAAGCAAUAUCUCAGAAACAAGAUGUUAUAGCAGGCUGAAAUUUUUUCUGUAGUGGUUCUAAGACAUGGUGAACAGUUUGAAGAAAAAUAUAGCAAAAUCUGAGACAUUGGUGUCAAGGCUGUUUGAAAUGAUAUGGAAUUACCCCAUUGUAUUCACUUUAUUGUACCAACUCUAUUGUAUUAAUUCUAUUGUAUUCUACUAUAUUGAUUUUGUAUAUGUUAGCUCCAUUUGAUUUGUAAAGUAUUACUGAUGAAGACUUCAGCCGAAACGUUUAAGCGAUAGUGUUUUUUCUGAAUAUCUAUAUUUUUUUAUUACACUCGGUGCAUGAGCUUUUGAAAGUAUUUAUAUAUAUAUAACAUAUCCUAUAUAGUGCAAUCCCAUAUAUAUAACAAACUCUUGAUAUUAAGAACCUAAUUGUAAGUCUGUUCAUCAUAAUUUUCCUCGAUAUGACAAACUUUUCGUAAAAGAUAUUUUUGUCUACUUCCCGUUUUUUUGGGGGAAUCAUUAUCGCCAUCGUCAAAACAUAUAUGCAUCGGUGAACAUGCACUUUUAUGAUGCUGAAAAUUGGAGAGAAGAGAUUUGUGCAAAAGUUUACAACUUUUCAAGGCUUUAUGGCAUUUCAGUUAACAAUACCAAACACAGAAGACUAUAACAGACAUUUUCGUCCCCAGAUUUGGCAGCCAAAUUCAGCCAGCUAAACACAGUAUACACAUAGCUAAAUUUUUUCUAAUUGUGGGGAGUGAUAGUGUAAAUCAAAAUUUGCUUUGUAGGUUAACAAAAGUUGUCACUUGCUUUUAUCUCAAAAUGUCUGCUAUCUUUUACUUUGUUUCAUCAUUCAUCAUUUGCAAUUUUGAAAUUAUUUAAAAUGUUUUGAAAAUUAUCUGUGCAAACAUUUUUGUUUCCUUUGCAUUUUUGUUGUUUUUUGCAACAUGCGGCCAGAAUUCAGCAAAAUUUUGCUUCUUCAGCAAUAUCAAUUUAUGAUGACCAAAGGGUUUUGAGAAAUUGCCAAAAUGGAGAAAUUUUGCCAUCAAAACCAUUCAUCUAAAUUUCCUUCUUUGUUUAUGAAAAAUGAGUAGACUUGGUAUUAGAUGAGUGGUCAAAAAGGCCAAAUGGCAACUCUGGCCAUUUUUGAUAUUAUGAGCAUGUUUUAGCCUCUUUCUCGAGCAGGGUUGCCUUGAUUUGAAAUUUAGCACCAUUUUAUGACAAAUUUGGCAUAAUUCCAAAAUUGAGAUCUGGUCACACUGUUCACUACCCUCCUACACCCCCCUAUUUGGACUCUGCUCUGCUCUAAAUCUAGAUGUUGGUGAAAUUUAAUUUAAUGAAAAAUGGCCAAUAAUUAUUGUUUAUGCAUAUAUUGAUUAAGGAUUAUUGACAUCUGGCCAGUAAAGUACAUGACAUGGCAAACAUUUUUCUGUAAGCGUAGUGCCGUCUUUUGCUGAUAUAUUGAAUAAGCCAGUUUAUACCUGUGUAGAAAAUUCCUGAAGUCUUCAGAAAUAUUUUUUGUUAAAAUUUAAGUAGUUAUGCUUAGAACACAGUGAAGUAAAUUUCGUCAAAAUUAUUACUGUCAUCAUUGUCGUGUUAGCAAUUUCCAUGUAGAUCGAUUAUUGUUACCAUAAAUUUUGGCCAAAAAGAUGUCACAUGCCACUAUACGCCAAGAUAUUUCCAGGCGUGCGGUGGUUGGCACACCUGCUAUAUAUUUCCCACAUAAGCCUGCAAAGUUAUGUUUACUUUAAGAUUUCUUAAAAAAGACGCUCAUUUAGAAAAAUGCAGGUGUUAAAAAUUUCAUAGCAAGCACAAAUCUUUUGGUAAGGAUUACUGAGCAGUUUGGCUCUAAAUGAAGAGCAUUUAUGACAAACUAAUAAAAAUAAAGAAGUCAUACAAUGGGCCCUCCUCCCAUAUUUUUGCGUGAUGCGUUAUUGGCUAUAUUUUUGUGCAUGAAAUCGAGAAAUCUCGAUUUUUUAUGUGUGAUUUCUUAAUGACAACCACUUUGGGUGGCCCCUGUACAAGAUACAGUCAACACCAGUCCAUUUACAGGAAAUCAAUGGCGUAGCGUCCAUGUAUGCCACGUUUGCGGCGCAAGCGUAAAAAAUGCUGGGCAAAUUCUAAAAUUUUUGCAACAUUGUUACCUGUAAUAUAAACGUUGUAGCGGUAAGGUCAAUGUAUGAUAUAUUCCUAAAUAAACGGCCUCUCUUCCUGGUCAUGAACGGCAUGCAGUGAGCUCUUUUUGCUUGUCUUACUGAAUCAAACAGAGUAGCAAAAUAACCGCAAACAAUAUUUUGAUAGGGUAAGAGCAGUUUUUAUUAAAAUAAUCUGGGAUGAAAUCAAUAGGAAAUAAAAAUAUGUCAGGGUGCCCCUGUUCAAAUCAUAAUUGCAUUGAUAUCAGCAUUUCGCAUUUUCCUGUUUUUACUUUUGUGUUGGGAAUUUGAUAUCUUAUUGCUAAUGGAUCCUGGACAUUUGUGUUGAUUCUUUGAUGUCAUAUAGGUAAAAAAGCAACUCUAAUUUAUAAGUAUCUGUCAUCAUUUUUUGUUAGCUGGAUAAAAAGCUAUUCAAAAGGUUUAAUUUCCCAGGGACCUACAAGUGUGUUUUUCAAUAUUUGAUACACAUGUCAUGCUAUUAGUAAAACCUGUUCUGUUAAAGUAUUCCAUUCUGCAGUUAUCCUAAAUUUGACAUUUUAUGUUAUUUCAAGGUAAAUGUGUCCAUAUAAAAUGGCUGCGCUACAUAUCCAACUUGUCAGGUAACAUCACAAUAACAGCUUGUGAUUGGUCAGUAUUCUUUUGAUUCAAAACUGCUCACAGCAGUGUAGAAAAACAGAAUAACUGUAAUAGCUCAGGCAAUGACAUGAAAAAUCAUGUUUCUUUAAUCCCCAAAGAGUUGCUUGUUUUAGACAGUCGCGGGGUAAAACACGAAGAAUUUGAAAAAAGGAGAUAAAGCUACCCGCUUCAAAUAAUAGUAAAAUUGGAACAUAACUACCAACUCCAUAUCAUCUGAAAUUUUGUUGAACAGGAAAAAUCACUGGAAACUGUGAAUAAAACUAUUAAAAUUUUGUUGACAGCACCCCCCUCAAUGUGAAUGUCAUAAAGGUAUGGGACCCCAUCUUUAAUAUCUGCUGUGCAUCUCUCCUUGGAAGUUUUUAAGUUUAAGCUAUCUAGCAAUAAAGCCACAGGGUUAAUCUUAGGUUAGUUCAAGAGUAAAUUUUCAAAAGCUUGCCAAGUAAAAUUAGGCACCUAUCUGUGAUUUGUUGCUGUGACAUCACUGUAUUUCAAAGUUUUUUUGGUCAAAGCAAAUGAAAGUUCAGACCUGGUAGCUCUUCUCAUUAGCAAACCUUCUUUUACAGUCUGUCCUUCUCAAGAGUUCUACUAUUAUGAAAAAUCUAUUAUUAUGAUUUCUACUUCUUCUGUUUUAACCUUUUUUACUGUUAAUUUAUUCUCAUUUUGUUAAUUAAAAGAUUUGCUAGGUUGUGAAUAGCUUGGAUCACAGUCAUUAUCAAAAUGUUAUUGAAGGCCAUCAUGGUCAAGAUUUUUGACCCAUCGUUCUACUUUUAAAUGUAAAAUCUUGAAUAACUCACAAUGUGUGAUAAGGUUGCUGACUUACAGUGAACAAUAACAUACUUUAUUAAUAUGAAAGAUAAAAGGUAAAACUUAAGAUAGCUGAAGGAAAAAUUCUUGUACAAAUUGAAACCAGCAUGUACAAAUUAAGAGUAUAUUGAACAAUUGAUGACCAGGAUAUAUAGAGAGGCUUUAUUCUAUUAGUCUUAAUGACUUUCACUGGCUUGAAUGAUUUUAAGAUUUAUAUAAGACCAAUCAGCUGGAUAAAAUGUGUUCCUAGACAAGGCUGACAAAAAAGACAUGAAAUUAGCAUUUCAUAUCAACUGACUUAUUCAAAACAACAAAAGUUUUUUAUUCAACCCAUACUUUGCAUAGGGUACACAAGGAACUCAAUGCACAAAAAUAUGAGCUUCGUGGGCUUAUGAAGGUAACGUUUUCAAAGUUGGGAUACAUACAUUUAAGCCCAAAACUUUCUGACUGGUAGAAAAAGACCUGAAUAUAUUCUUACUUAGACUUUGGAAGAAAGGACCUCACGUUUAUAACUAUUUGCCUUUGACUUUAUUGAGGUCAUUUCUUAUUACAUAUAAAAUAUUAAUUUGCCAAGGAUCAUAUAUGAGGCAUAGACUGUUAAACAACUGUUGCUACUUUAGGGUUGAUUUCUGAACUGAAUUUACUAGUUUUCUACAAUAUUUUUGUACCUAUGAAUGUGAAAAAUUAUUACUGCAUUUCAAUACAUUUAAACACUGAAAUUUGAAACAUAAAUAGUUUGUUUGCACUCUGAUGUCUCCAAACUGCCACUUUGUGCCAAUAUUAUUAAUUUGAUUUUUCAUUCUACAAAUUUGUGAUAUUGAAAGAUUGCCAUUCCCUGAAUGUUUUGCAAUUUCAUGAUGUGUUAUGCAAUAUACCACCAUUUUAUCAGCAUACAGAUGAUAACAACAUUGUUUCAUUAAUCUUUAUCCAUAAUGUCAUUGUUUCAUGAAGAAUGCCUGAACCGAUUUUGCUUAAACUCAAAACCUCAGCUGAGUGGCAUUAACUUAUUCAGUUUCUUGCACCAUUUGCAAGCUAUUAUGCAGGCCUAUUUUUUCGAGACUCUUCUAUUUGUUUACGCAGCUUCUCUGUUUUUGGUUUGUAAAUGCCACAAUUUUUUUCAUAAUUAAAUAAUUUUCCUAAAUCAAUAGCAGUAGAAGAUUCACCGGGUUUCUGCUCAUGUAGAGCUGCACAAAUUGGGCAAUAAAUGCUACCAUUCCCAAGCUCAAAUUUCCCCUUGUAUGCAAAGUACUUGUUAUACUCAUCAUCAUUUUUGUCAAGAUACAGUAGAUACUCAGCUAGUUUUUGGAUUGACUCAAAUUCACUGGCAUCUAUGUAUGAUCCUGGAAUAGCAACUCCUUUGUCAUAAUUUGCACCCAUUACCACUGGAACAACAUUCUGAGUGAUUCUUUCCCAAUAUUUUUCGGUGACGUAAUCAUGGCAAAAAUCGUUUUCAAAUGCAAGGUAGAAUUUAUAAGUUGAGAGUUCUUUGCUGCAAGCAUCAUUAAAAUGAGCACAGCUUCUUUGGUUUUUGAACCGUUUACUGCACAAACCAUACACCGUUAAAGUAAUAUAUUUUUGAAGCUCGAGGGCAUAGUCCUCUCGUAGCAGCCCACAGUUGCUGACUGCCCAUGCAACUAGGCCAGUUUUUUCUUUCGCAUAAUUUCGAGUCACUUUAUGGGGGUUCUUCUUAGCAAUGUAAUUUGUGUAAGGGAUAAAUAUGUUGGAGUUCCGAUCAAAGGUUGCAAGCCAGUGAAAAAUCCCAUUAUAUUUGCCAUACAUUAAUGGAUCAUUCUUUGGGUUCUCGUGACUUAGGUAUAUCCAUUUUUGAUCCUUCUUUGAAAUUUUGUCUUGAACUCGUCUCAACUGUUCA